Pseudo-nitzschia multistriata is the source of this 2597-nucleotide messenger RNA. The record is from the annotation of a GenBank genome assembly. NCBI's taxonomy places the organism in Eukaryota, Bacillariophyta, Bacillariophyceae, Bacillariales, Bacillariaceae.
CAUAACCCAAACUCAAUCGGACAAAACCAAGGCUUGUGUACUCACUUUGUACCAGUGGCAACAAAAGUCUUAUCCAGGAGCAAGUGAGUCAACAAAAGAAAAACCGACAGAGGCACAUACUGCCAAGGGAUCAAMGGCACAACUACGCAUUUGUAUCAAUAUCAAAACAAAAACACAAAUUGCCACACCAUGACCGACAUAGACCCGGCGAUGCUGGAAAAGUUCCAGAAAUUCCAGGCGAUGCUCGCUGAUUCGCCGGAAAUUGUCGAGGCACUGAACAGUCCCGAGAUCCUGGCCAUGGCAGCACUGGCGGCAAAGAAGAACCAGGCCGGUCCGUCGGCAACGCCCGCUCCCGUUCCGGUGCCAAAGGCAGACGAUGCAGCACCGGCGGAACCGAGCUAUCCGAUGGUGGGCCACGGCGUUUCCGACGACGUUUCGGUCUUUAGCGAGAUGACGACACCGACGGUCAUGACGCGGCAGACGGUGGAGGAGGAGGAGUACUACCCCGAGAUCGAUGACUCGGGGGUAUCGUCUUCCGGCCUCGGGGGAGCCCCGCGUCGCAUCGGAAUGAAGAUCGGUGUGGCCGCCGAUGCGAACGGGGUCCUGCCUCCCCCACCGCCCAAGYCCAAGAACAGGGUGCGCAACCCACUCGUUGCGGCGCGCAGCCGGGGUCUCGCCAGGCCGGCGAAACAAAUGUCGAAAAUCAGCGAGCACACCACCAACACGAACGAGGGCUCGGUGAGUUCGGAGUCCACGGAACCCGAACUGAGACUGAAACGACCUUCCCUGGUUGCCAAGAAAUCCAACUGGAGGCCACGAACCGCCUCGUCGUCGGUAUUGGCAAGAUCGAGCAGCCAGGACAAACACCCGUUUGGCGGCAGCGUCAGUCCCACCAGAAGAACAAACACCAGCGGUUCCAAUGGUCGCGGUGUCGGCAGGAAUCGAAGCAUGCCARCGAACAUGAAACGUCCCGAGGCCAAGAAACCCGGCAGCUCUUCUCUUCACACUCCCAUCAAAACGGGAAGCUCUUCCCACCAUAGUCUAAAAACCGGUAGCUCUUCUUCUCACCAUAGUCGAAAAGGUGUAAGCGACGAGGGCAGCCAGGCUAGUUUCGAGGACGACGCCGAAAGCAGCAUCUCCCACGACGCCGUCGACCGUGCCGUAUCGGCCGCACUGAAGCCCAAGUCCGCUUCGAAGGUGACGCAGCCACCGCCCCGCACGAGCGAAAACCGGGGCCGCAGCCACGGCGGUGCGGCGAGGCAAUCCCGCGGACGAAGCGUGCCGCGCACGCGGCUCAAGAGCAGCAAUUCUGCCGGUGCCAGAACUCCGGCGACCAACUCGUCGUCGAAAAUAGAUCGCAUCAAGGCCAGGGGGAGAAGCGUGAGCCAAUCCCGGCGGCAAAGYGAAAGCCGGGCCCGGCAGAGAAGCGAGAGCCGAAACCGGCAACGAAGCGAAAGCCGAUCCAGGCAAAGAAGUGCUAGCCGAACCCGCCAAAGAAGCGAAAGUCGAAGCAGAAAACCUUCCAAGACAGCGUCUACGACACCGUCGACGGUCGAGAAGGAACCUGUCGCAAUACUUGUUUGGGACGACGAGAAAGAGGAGGACAACGAUAGCAAAGACAGCAACAGAGGCGAAUCAGCAGAGCCGGUGUUGGCUACUGACAACAAUCCGACGGAGGACAGCAGUGAAUCGCACAGUCGCCGUUCYUCCGUGAAGAUCCCUGCRGUCUUUCUUAAAUCCUCGAGCUCUGCGACUAGCAGUUAUAACUCUUCACGAUUUGGCAAGGGCACGAAUGGCAGCAUUAAAUCCAGCGCGAGCCUGUUUUCUCCAAAAUCAAAGAAGGCGAACGCAACCGUUGAAACCACCGAACCGAUUGUCAUAUCGGACGACGAAACGRGCUCGCCUACGCCAUCUUCCAACUCGAGAGAUCAUUCGCCGAGUCCAAGUCCAAAGCCAUCUAGYAGUAGAUCGAAUUCAGAGGAGCAAAAAAAAACGAACACAACUUCUACCGACGACGACGAAGAGGAAGACUACGUUCCCCGAAAGAUUCGAAAACCUGCGAAACAAGCCAAGCCGGUUGCGACAUCGACCGCAGAAAAGAUUUCCAAUGGGGACAAGGCUGCCGUGCCGAACCUGGAUCAUUUGAAGGCCUGCCUAACCCCGGUUGGAGAUGCGUUUUCGCGCCAGGCCGACCCCUCUAGGCCCGACGAUUGUCUGAUGGGAGAUGGCACUUUCGCAGCCACGCGCAAAAAGAAAGAAAAGAAGAGGUUUGGCGGAACCGGAAUCGAUCGAUCUGACGACUGGCUGGGGGGAUCCGGAAAGACCGCUAAGCGUACCUGGAAGGUGAAGGGCACGUAGGUUCUAACCAGCUAGUAAUUAGAAGAGGAUGCGGCCAAAAAACAUUACGUCGAGAGUGCCACCCAAUUAUGAAAAAAGGGAAGGGUACCGUGUCUAGCGCAAUCACUGUCGCACUGUUUAUAUUACUUAUAAUCCGAUAACGAUGAAAAUUUUGUCACGUUUCUAUGAAUCUCGUCAAAGGCAUUUCUCUAAUCUCCCGAUUGUAUAGUCUGUCAUUCCUAUAAAAUUAUGAAUUAAGU